GAACUGGCGGGCUGGCGGGCGGGCUGGCUGGCAGGUACCACGGGCGCAACCAUCGAUGCCAUCGAAGCAGCGAGCGGUACGGAAUACAGGCCUGGAGACCGAGGUACCCAGGUAUCUGGGUACCUAGAUGGUGGUGUACAGGACAUUCGAAUUGGAGCCUAGGAUUCGCUGCUAAUCAAAUGAAAUCCGACGCUGCCAGGCACAAUCCGGUCUAGCCAGGGGGGUUACAAGCAGCCAUCACGGCCAAAGAGGGAGGAGCCAGUCCAACAGUAAAAGCACUCUUCAAGCAACCAGCUCACCAUCUCCGUCUGGCUGCAUCUGUGGUGGUGGUCUUUUUUUUUUUAAUUGCGGAAACUUCUGCAAGUCCGUCCUUGUCCUUAUCGAUCCUCAAAUCGUUCAGUCCGGGCUAGGGAGACACCUCUUUUUUCCCCCUCUUCCGCUUUCUUCAGACUCUUCUCGACGCUCCUUUUGCCCCCCCCCUCUUUGUUCAUGCCUUGUACGCAUAGGUAGUAGCUGAUGCGUGGAAUAUCUCUCGACCGCUCACUCGCUUAAACCCAACCCUGGCCACUUCUCCUUUGCUGUACUCGGUGUUGCGCUUGUGCUCUGCUCGUCCCUCAGCACGAGCUCCCGAGACAAGCCACGCUCUCGCCCUCGCCCUCGCACACGAGCCGCCGCGUCUGCUUCGUCUCUUUUCGAGCUCGAGCUCGACAUCGACUCCUCCUAGACGCGCCGCCGCCAGUCGCCAGUCGCCAAUCGCUGUCGCCUGCCGCCAGUCCGAUUCGACCAAGAUCGAGUCAAGCAGAUGCAUAUGACAGUGCAACGGCCACUCUCACCUGCCCGCCUAGUCAUAAUAAUUCGAAUCCAUACCGACUUUCGAUAAGCCCCCUAAAGAUUCCCGACCUCUUUCUUGCCCACGACCUUGCCUUCACAACGACCUGGGCCCCACACUGCAACCGAUUCGCUUCUGGUAGCAGCUUGGUCGCUGCCGCCGCCGCCUCCAUCUGCGUCUUGCACGAGCUCCGAGGUCAGCGACCCGCCACCCGCGAGGAUUCGAGCACAGUCAAAUCAUCCGAUAUCCAUUGUGCGCCCCGACGGCCAGGGGAACUCCGUCCACUCCAAAAGUGCGCCUGGACUCGUCGUGUCAGCGUGGUCUAUCCAACGGGGAAACCUACGGCCAAGCAUCCAAAAGUUGGCACGCCAGGAGCGAAUGUUGUUUUUGGUCGCUCGACCUCGACUCAGUCAACAUCUGGCCUCGCUUCAGCCCUAUUUAACCUUUAAGCCCGCAACAUCCACCCCCCGUGUUGCAUUGCCAACCUUUGUCACAGCGGCGAAACGGCGGCUCUGUUUUUGACUUUGGCGUCGACAACGUCCCCCACACACCUAAUCCAGCAUCGCACCAUCAGGCCAAGACGGACGAGGCUGCUGCUAGGACGGCCAACUUAAAAUCCCCCGUGAUCGCCUUUGUUAACCUCGAGCGGGCACAGACGGCCAACUAUCUUACCGCCCGGUCACGCCUUGGGCUGCAGCCACCGACCCCAUCCCUCCCGCUCCGAGACAGAUCUCCCUAAUUGGGGCGUUGCAUCCUUGCCCGGCCGGGUUGACGUUUCGGAUUCCUGCUUAAACAGUCACCCAGCCUCAGCUGCCUGCCCACUUUUGCGACGCGGGCAACGGGGUGAAUCGGAGCGCGGCUUCGUCCCGCAUUCUGCAUUCCUACACCACACUAUACACCACAGCUGACGGCAACGGCGACCAUCGCCGUCUGCGAAUGUGCAGCCCAAGUGGCCUUCCCCCCUUCCAAAAGACCGUCAACCCCAUACUGUUUGCAAUCGUUUUGGCCGCAGGGGACUGAACCACCUGGUGCACCCACCCCGGCCGGCCUGAGACCUAGAGACCAGACUCUUUUCGACCGAGCCACCGCCUGACGAACUAUGCUUGCUGCUCGCGCCAACCCCCCAUUAUCCCCGGUGUCUACAGCAGGUACAAUCUGGCCGACUGGAACAGAAAUGAACAACGAUGGUCCUUACCCAAACGCACCUCGAGGUCCCAACCCACUCCUAGAGCAGGGUCAACUAGCAUCACCACCAUAUUCCGGAGGAGGGGGACCAAACGGCCCAAUGAACGGUGGUUUCCCACCAGGUCCAAGGAGUGCCGGCGGGCCCUCGCCGCCACCUUCUGUCGGUCGAUCGAGCACAGCUACUGAUCUCUACGCGAGAAGCGAAAGCGGCCGCAGCGGGCGAGAGGUGAACGUUGAAGCAGUAUUAGGGGAACACUACGUGGCAUUGAAGCGCUAUCUAUCGCAGACGUCGCGCGACGGCAAGCCAAAUCCUCCUGCGAACAAGGCUCGCGACAAGCUGCAGCGGCUUACCGGGGUUCAAUUUCUCGAACUCAGUACCGAUGUGUUCGACGAGUUGCUGCGACGGCAGGCCUUCAGCCGUCGGCCUCCAAAUGCACCACCCAAUGUCGGCCCACCACCCUACCUGAUCCCAGAGGACACCUUCCACCCGAAGCGAAACCAGGCCCGGCAGAAGCUCUCCUCGCUCGGCCCUCCUCGCUUCCGCGAUCUCGCCACAGAUGUCUUCUGCGAACUGGAGCGAAGAUACCCGCGCUUCGUGGCCGGCGACAUCCCGCGAUUGUCGAGUCCAGUCUCGACAAGAGCUCCUAGUAGAGCUGGGACUCCGAUGGGCGGGUAUCCCCCACGCGGCAUGGGGAGAAGACAGCCUAGCAAUGCUAGUUCCAUACGCGGGGCUGGAUCCAUCGUUGAUGGGUACGAUAUCCCCCCUUCCCCCAGCAUGCCCUCUAAUGGCUACGAUCGCCCAACCCCGAAACAAUUUCAGAGCAAUACGAUAAUACCGAACAAGAGCACCAUGCUCGAGGAGGACGAUGAAGGACCUGAAGACGAUCAAGCACAGGACGCUUACGCACUCGGUGGAAGAGACCAGAGCGAUGUUCCGUCAGAAAAUGACAAACGAAUCAUGGACGACUACGAGAUACAAUUACGAGAGCUACGUGAAAAGCUGGAUAACAUGGAAGACCAGUUAAGAAAAAAAGAUGAAGCGAUGAACGAGAUACUUGACGGCGAGCGGUCGAGAUCCACUGCGGCUAAUGCUGAGAAGACGGAGCUGUCGAACAUGCGUUUAGGACUGGAAAGUCAGCUUGCAGACGCCCAGAACCUGAACGACUCUUUAAAGGAGCAGAUCGACCGUCUUAGGGAGGAGCAUUCCAACGAGACCCGACAACUUCGCGACGAAAUCGAGGAGGCCCGAUCCUCCGUCUCAGAGAUUGGUUCUGGUCGGAACGAUCCCGAGCUGGUACGAGAGAAUGAAGAACUGCGAUCAGCGCUUGAGGAGCAGCGGCAAACGACCAUGCAAGUCAGGCGGGAAGCCCAGGAGUUUCUGCGGGAGAUGAAGAUGCUGUCCGCGCAGAGCGGCUCUUCUUGGGCCAAGCAAGGUGAACUCGAGAAGACGAUCGAGACCCUGGAGCUGGAAGUCAAGGACUGGCGCAACCGUUAUGCCAGGGCAAGGACCCAGUUGCGCAGCAUGCGAUCUUCGUCCAUGAGCAUGCCUGUCGAUCAAGACGCUGGCCGAUACGUCCGUGAAAAGGGCUUUACUGAUGAAUCUGGACUUGUUAAGGACGUCCACGUCACCAAGUUCCAGGUUGCCAUCGACGAGUUGCUCAGGCGUGCCCGUGUGGAAGAGCCAGAUAAGGUCAUCGAUUCCAUGAAAUCCGUUGUUAUGAGCGUGCGGCGCAUCACUAAGGAUAUCGACGCCUCGCCAUCAAACAACGACCAAUCGCAACAACAGCGGAAGCAGCUCAAGAGCCGCGUCUCUUCGAUGGCGAACAACUUAAUCACUGCUGCCAAGACUUUUGCGACAUCAGCUGGCAUGUCACCUAUAUCCGUUCUUGACGCCGCGGCUUCAAACCUCGUUGGCGCAAUAGUCGACCUGCUGCGCGCUGUCAAGAUCCGGGUCACUCCCGACGGAGAGCUCGAGGAGGAGGAUGAUGGCACAGCGACCCCGGUAGGCUCUGUCGGCGUCUUCUCCCCUCGAACGGCCAAGUCGCAAUCCAUACAGAGCGCCUACCAGCAAGAUCCCUACCCACAGGAACUGCCCCCUCCACCCCCUUUCCAGGGCCUCGGGAGGAGAUCCAGCAUGGACUCAUCUGCGUACAGCCCAGUGAACUCACCGCGCGAAUCGGUCGAAACGUACAAUAAGUCGAAUGGGAAUGGGUUCCCGCCCGCGUCGAACGGGUACGGUAUGCGCCGGGUUGACUCCAGGACCGAGGAUCUGAAGGUAUAUCUUGAUGACCAGACUGCCAUCUUGGUGCAGACCAUCCAAAGCCUCGUCGGUUUGAUUCGAGGCGCCGCUGACAUUAGCCGAAUUGAACCCCUGAUUCGCUCCAUUGUUGAGACCGUGGGCAAGGUCAUCUCCGAGACUGAGGCAUCUGGCAACGGCGACAUGAUCGGACGUCUCGCCGAUUCCCAGCAGCGUCUGAUGGAGGCUGGCGAGCGCGGCCAGGACCUGGCUGCUGAUGGCAAGGAUGAGCGCGACCGCGAGUGGCGCAUGUGGACACAGACGCUGCCGCCCAUCGCGUUUGAGAUCGCCCGCGAGACCAAGGAGCUUGUCCAACGCAUCGGCCAGUUGGGUUCGGCAGACGAAGACUUCUCUUAGUAUUGGAACUGCGAUGUUUAGUGAGACAAGCGUUAGCUCCGGUGGGCACUGGGCCUACGUUGCCCAGCUUCGUCACUUGAUCCACGGAGCUCAACGUCAGCAUGUUUUGUGCGCUUUGAUACCCGGCUCUCCAUUUCCUCGCUCCUGCUUUCAACUGAGCCUCCCACCAACAUGAGCAUCUCGGCUCAUGGCGUUGCCAGACCGGAGGAGCGCGAGGCUUUCAGUUAAUAACUUCACUGUUUUCAUCAUAAUGUGGCACGGCUGUGGCGUUCUCUCCAGAUUACGCUCUGGCACCUUCAGGACGCUUUGUCCUUGAGGAAUGGUUCCUAUGAGUUCACGGAACAUUGUACUACCUGACACUCGAUCACUGUACAUAUAUAUGCCACCAUGGGGGAACAGGGGAGAUGUUUUAUAGAUGGGCAUGUAAAUACGUAUUUUCUUUUUCUACUCAAGACAGAUCCGGAUGAUGGUCGGUCAAAGAGGGGGGCGGGUGCAAGACGACGAGGAAACGCAGCUGAUUGUUCGUAGUUGUCUUCCGCAGGCAAUAUUAAGAAGCUUUUACCUCAGUGUCUCUAUGGAAGAUGCCUGUGAUGACCGAUCAGUGGAUGACUGACUGAUGGGUGCUCUG
This is a messenger RNA of Diaporthe batatas, 5295 nucleotides long. RefSeq lists its product as uncharacterized. The record is from RefSeq and is a predicted model, not a curated record. Gene Ontology annotation, cellular component: actomyosin contractile ring; cell cortex of growing cell tip. The coding region runs from base 1929 to 4667 and encodes 912 amino acids. The transcript is spliced from 3 exons. Lineage: Eukaryota; Fungi; Ascomycota; Sordariomycetes; Diaporthales; Diaporthaceae. Gene Ontology annotation, molecular function: MAP kinase scaffold activity.